AUUUGCAGAUUAUCCUUAGAGUGUGCACAUUAGAAUACUGUAUCGAUACUAUUACGAUUUCUGCAACGCCGUAGUUGCUGAUUCGUUGAAAUCUUGCCGACUCGCUACCCAAUUAUAUUUAAAUUCAUUUAUAUAUUUCCCCCUUUUGAAAUCAAUACCACACUCAUUACAAUGAAAUGUAGCCUUAAAUUCAGACCAAAAAAAAAAAAAAAAAAAAAAAGACGCGUAAAUUGUGUCCAAAAUAUUGGGAGUAUCGGGUGAUAGAUAUAACGGAUCGUCUUUCUGACAGAUAAUGGGCCUAAUGACUGUUCUACAGGGUGUCCGUCUGUCUAGUUCUUCAGACCCCGAAUCAAGUCAUUUAAAAUCUUCUUUAUCAUGUUUAUAUUCAAAAUUCAUUGUUGCCAAACGAAAUACGAGAACUUAACAAAAUAUUGCAACUCUUUUGAUAAAUAAUUACAUACACUAUAUAUAGUUUUUGUUAAUCUUGGGUGCAUUGUAUUGUAACCCAAUGGUGGACAGAUGUGUGUUUGGGAUUAAUUGUCAUUUAAAUAGCUAGACAUGCACAGAAUCACGAUUGUUCAAUACUUUAUCGGAUCGAGUGGCUUCAAGAAGUAAUGGAAUGAGCAGAACCUGUGGUGUAAAAAUCUAUAUCAAAUUUAAUAAUCUGUGUAGGUUUGAUCAAUGAAUCUUUUUCCUUAAGUUCACAGGAAGAAAUCUGAUGUCCUCCGAAACUCGACACUGCCACUACGACAGACGACGCUGAACUAAAACUAAGGAUCUAUAAGGAGCCAGUGCUGCGAACGUACAACAGAUGACAUUGAAAUCUAAACAAGGAAUAUUAAUCUAAAGAUCUAUAAAAAGCCCAACCAAGAAGCAACGGAGGAUAAUAGGAGGCAGGUCUUAUCAGAGAAAACAAAAGCGGAUCACUUGUGAUGUGCCAUGCGAACGCUGCGAAAAUUCAGACAGGAACUGCAGAGCAUCGUAUCAAUUUAUCAACUGUAUUAUGGAUAACGUAAUAUCCGGGCUACGGAGAGUGACACCGCUCUGUGAUUAUCGUUAUAUAAUUCCUAAUUAUCGCUAACUUUUUUUUUACGGCGUUUAUUAUCUUUUAGAUGGGAUGUGCUCUAAGGUGGCUCCAAAACUAUAAAACACUACCGCUAAAUGAAACCUAGCAGAGACCAGGAAUUUACAGCGAUCUGGUUUUAUUAAGAAAAGAAAAUUCGGUUCAACACCAAGUGACCAUGGAUAACUUAUUGUAUUUCUUGAUAGUUUGGACAUUGGUGACAAUUUUCAGUGGUCAGUGUGCUCACGGCAGAGGGUGUUACACAGACCCGAAAAUAUACAUCGCGAAGGUUCCACAAGAGCGACAACUAAUAGUGAUACUGGACGCCAUGAGAGCUUGCUUAAACUCCACAUAUCAGACAAAGCCGACCUUAACAGGUUUACAUUGUCCCUUCGUGUUUGACAACAUAAUGUGUUGGCCGGAAACAGAAGCCGGGACAGUAUUGGAACAGGCCUGUCCCGAUUACAUAAACAAUUUUGAUAUACGAGGAAAGGCCCGUCGCGAGUGCUUACCGAAUGGGGAAUGGUAUGUCAAUCCUAGGACAAAUCGAACGUGGACUGACUUUAAUGAAUGCACACAACUCCAUGUAAAAGACCCGGGUGAUGAAUUUCUAAUGCUAAAGGAUCAUUUACCGACCAUACGGCGGUUAUACAUGAUUGGUUAUUCAAUUUCCCUGGCUGUCCUGAGCGUCGCCAUUGUAUUGAUGUUACGAUUCAGGAGAUUACAUUGUCAGAGAAACGCAAUUCAUAUCAAUUUAUUCGUUUCGUUUGCUCUGCGAUCUGUAAUAUGCCUGAUCAAGGAUAUCUUUCAUACUCCGGAGGGCAGCACAACCAUUAUCAAUAACACCGUUACAAUAACCUCCCUGGGAUCGAACUGGCCCUGUAAAUUGGUGUUUUCCAUAUUCAACUACAUCAUCGUGGCAAACUAUGUAUGGAUAUUCAUGGAGGGCUUCUAUCUGCAUAACAUCAUUUUCAUCACCACCUUCAAGAAGAGCAAGCGUUUCUUUCUGUACAUACUGUUCGGAUGGUGUUCACCAGUGUUGUGUAUAAUCCCCUGGGUAAUCGUCAGAAGAGUGUUGGAAGACACAUUGUGCUGGAGUACACACAGCGCGGAAAACAAAUUCGUAUGGAUCAUCAGAGGACCAAUCGUAGUCACUAUAGUGAUAAACUUCUUAUUCUUCUUGAACAUCGUCCGGGUACUCUUUACAAAACUGACAGCGUUACACAUGAGUGAUCCUCAUAGAUAUAGAAAACUGGCCCGCUCCACCUUGGUUCUGAUACCUCUGUUCGGGGUCUACUACAUGAUUUCUGUAGUCAUGCCUGAGUGCAUGGACCCGGAUGUAGAACUCAUCUGGUUGUAUACCGAAAGUAGCGUCAACUCUUUUCAGGGCCUCAUUGUUGCGAUUUUAUUUUGCUUCUGUAAUGGCGAGGUUCAACAGGAAAUUCGGAAAAAGUGGACCCGCCGCUGGAUGCUGCGUCGAUUCAGCACGGUGUCUUCUAGGUCAACACGUACUCUGUCUCUGGGGUCCACGGGUUUUGUGAAAGACAAACCGAUUCCUUCUGCCUUGUUCACUGAUGUCACUAUCAAUGUAACCAUUGACGACAGAUUAAAUGGUCACGUGGGAUCAAAAGACAUACAACCUGGGGACGGUAUAAUAAAUAACAAUAUACUCAAUGAAAAAACCCCGCCCACCAAUGAGCAGGCCCCGCCCACCAGUGAGCAAGACACUCUGUUGUGAAUGGCUUAUAACCUCAGUUUUGUGCAGCUACCGAAUGUUAUCAUAGUUUUUUUUUCAUGCGCUACACGUGCGAUGUGUAGACGAGUUAUUUUCUUUGAUAUGAUGUUGUUUCAUUGUUGUUUUCAUCCAAAUCAAGCAUGUGUGAUAUGUUUUUUUUAAUCAUAUAAUAAAUACUAUUUAACAGUUAUUAUAUGAAAUAGUAUUGAAAAUAAAACCAAGUAUACUUGUGUAUUAAACUGGAAACCUCAA
Molecule: messenger RNA, 3050 nt
Organism: Ostrea edulis (European flat oyster)
Lineage: Eukaryota; Metazoa; Mollusca; Bivalvia; Ostreida; Ostreidae
Product: secretin receptor-like
Exons: 13
Coding region: 1242-2801 (519 amino acids)
Biological process (GO): cell surface receptor signaling pathway; adenylate cyclase-modulating G protein-coupled receptor signaling pathway
Cellular component (GO): plasma membrane
Molecular function (GO): G protein-coupled peptide receptor activity; peptide hormone binding
Source: RefSeq, a predicted model, not a curated record